CUGCUUGCCACGUGACCUGCCAGCACAGGGAGGAACCCGCCGCCUGUUAGAUUUUAAAGCUGCUUGAAGUCUAUGCUUGAAGUUGUGUCUGUUCUGUGCUUGCGUGGCUACACAUAUCGAGAAGCAAACCGGCGUGGAGCAUAAGGGGUAACGUGUUCAAUUUCCAAGCUUUGAAAUGCCUCGCCGAAAGCCCACGGAGUCUCGGGCUCCACAGAAGGCGGCAUCUGCCAAGAGGAAAAAAGACGACCAGGAAAGUACUACAAGCUCAGCUCCUCCCAUCAAGAAAGUGAAAGCGGAAUUGUCUGUGGAACGCCGCAGUAGCCCUGGAAGCGUCUACACCGUUGGCCAAGGGGAUGUCGGCCAGCUCGGUUUGGGGCCUGAUGUCAUGGAGUUGGCACGGCCCGCUCUGGUCGCCGACUUGAAGGACGUGGUGGACGUCGUGGCCGGUGGCAUGCACACCCUGUGCCUCACAGCCGACGGCAAGGUGUGGUCGUUCGGGUGCAACGAUGAGGGCGCCCUAGGACGCCAGACAUCAAGCCUGGAUGGCACCGAGACGACACCAGGAACCGUGGCACUCCCAGAGCCAGUUGCGCAACUGACAGCAGGCGACUCCCACUCGGCCGCGCUCACUGUCUCUGGGAAAGUCUACCUGUGGGGCAACUUCAGAGAUUCCCGAGGACAGAUGGGGCUUGUCACUGAGGGCAAGGCCGAACAGGAGCCAAAGCUCGUCGUCUCCAACAUUGUGCAGAUUGCCUCCGGCAGCGAUCACGUGGUGAUGCUGACGGCUAAGGGUGAUGUGCUGACUAUGGGAUGCGGAGAGCAGGGACAGCUGGGACGAGUGCCUGUGCGGACCUCCUCGCGCAGAGCAUGCACGCCUUCACUAGAGCUGCUCACGCCCACCAAGGUCUCCAUACCGAAACCCAGCGGUUGCAAGACACAAGCCUUCGACAGGAUAUGGGCCGGAGCAUAUGCUACAUAUGCACGGCUGCGUGAAACUGGCAAGCUGUACGGGUUCGGUCUAAACAACUACCACCAGUUGGGCGUGCAGGCACACAGGUCGAACGAGGGUGGCCAAAUUAUUUCUGUGCCUCGACCACUGACCUCCUGUCAAGAGCAUAGGUGGCAACUGGUCAGCGGAGGCCAGCACCACACGCUCCUCUUGAGUGAGGAAGGCUCUGUCUUCACCCUCGGCCGCAAGGACUACGGCCGGCUUGGACUCGGGGCCUCCAUGCCUGCCGGUAAUGAAGACCAGGGCACCCCUGCCCCAGUGCCUGGCCUCUCUGGCUGCGUGGAGGUCUCGUGUGGAGAGGCAGUUUCAUUUGCCAUUGAUGGCGAAGGACGCUUGCACUCCUGGGGCUUUGGCACAAAUGGCCAACUGGGCCAUGGAGGCGACGACGAUUUGUUUGAGCCGAAGGUUGUCGCAGGGAAGCUCGCAGGAAAAAAGACGCUGGUCGUCUCCGGAGGUGGCCAACAUGCUGUCAUCCUCGCCACAUGAUACACGCAGUUUCCUAAAUGUUUUUCUUCUUUCAUCAUUGCAUUGUUUUGUUGAGUCUCUAAGGUGACAUGACACCACAUUGACAUUGUUUUUUGUUUUUUUAUACGGUACACAGCGCAACAUUGAUAGUUUUAAACAUUUUAAAGUUAUUUUUAUUGCAUAAAUUGUUAAUGCUUGUGCUUUUAGGAUGGUGGUGACAUUUUAAUAAAUCUGUUUGAUUACCAUU
Molecule: messenger RNA, 1721 nt
Organism: Dermacentor albipictus
Lineage: Eukaryota; Metazoa; Arthropoda; Arachnida; Ixodida; Ixodidae
Product: regulator of chromosome condensation-like
Cellular component (GO): cytoplasm
Molecular function (GO): guanyl-nucleotide exchange factor activity
Source: RefSeq, a predicted model, not a curated record